This is a messenger RNA of Pipistrellus kuhlii (Kuhl's pipistrelle), 3242 nucleotides long. It is a transcript of the gene SDC1, whose product is annotated as syndecan 1. Gene Ontology annotation, cellular component: cell surface; membrane. Lineage: Eukaryota; Metazoa; Chordata; Mammalia; Chiroptera; Vespertilionidae. Gene Ontology annotation, biological process: cell migration. The record is from RefSeq and is a predicted model, not a curated record. The coding region runs from base 16 to 1392 and encodes 458 amino acids. The transcript has 5 exons.
CGCCCGGCGGAGGAGAUGGGAGAGCGGGACGGAGUGGAGCCCGAGGCGGGGGAGGAGGACGCCGGCAUCCACCGUCCCAAAGGGGGCCUGGCCCACAAAGAGCACCCGAGGGUCCCCAGAAAGCCACCUCCCGCCCUGGCCGCCCGCCCGCCUUCCCCGCGGGGCGCUUUGUUCUCUCCCGGCCCCGCAGCCCCCGGAGCCGCCCGCCGCGCCGCCCGGACGGGCUGGGACCCGACGCCGCCAGGUGUCCGCGCCGCCGCCCGUGCCCGGCCGCCCCCGGGGCAGCGGGAGGGGCGCGGGGCUCCCGCCGGAAGUGGCCGCCCCGCCGCCGCAUCUGGAGGCUCCACUUCCCGCCGCACCGGAGGCACGUGGGCCGGGAGGAGCACCGGCGGGUGGGCCCUUCCCGGGGGGCGCGGGGCCCCUCCGUGCGCCCCGCCCGGGACUCAGCCCCCGGACGCACAGCCCCGGUACGGAGGGCUCGGGCAGUUACAGGGCCGCCUGGCCCAGGGGCAAAUGGUGGCUACAAACGUGCCCCCCGAAGACCAGGAUGGCUCCGGCGAUGACUCUGACAACUUCUCGGGCUCGGGAGCAGGCCCUCUGCAGGACUUCGCCGUGUCACAGCCGACCUCCUUCACCUGGAGGGACGUGGGGCUCCUGACCGCCAUGCCCACGGCCCCAGAGCCCACCGGCGACGAUUCCACGGCCGCCGCCACCUCCAUCCUGCCCGCCGGAGCGGGAGAGCAGGAGCGAGACAGGGCGCUCCUGGCCAACAUGGAACCUGGCUCUCCCAGCCGGGAGCAGACCACCCACCCGCCCAGCGAGACCACGCCGCACCCCACCACCCACCGGGCAGCGACAGCCAGAGCCACCACUGCCCAGGCGGUUGUCAGCUGGCAUCCCGUCAGGGCCCUGCAGCCUGACCACCACGAGACCUCGGCCCCCGAGGGCCUUGGCCCGCUCGAUCCUCACCCUGCUGACCCUCACACGACCGUCACGGAAGAGAGGGGUCCUUCGGCCACCGGGAGGACUGCCGAGGCCGGGCCUGCCACCCAGGUUCCCAAAGGAGAGGGCUCUGGGGAGGAGGACUUCACCUUCGACGUGUCCGCGGAGAGCACCACUGGGGCUCCCGAGGAGCCAGAGAACCCAAGGGAAGUGGAUGGCAGGGCCAACGAGGCCACCGGGGCCUCGCAGGGCCUCCUGGACAGGAAGGAAGUGCUGGGAGGGGUCAUUGCCGGCGGCCUGGUGGGGCUCAUCUGCGCCGUGUGCCUGGUGGGCUUCAUGCUGUACCGGAUGAAGAAGAAGGACGAGGGCAGCUACUCCCUGGAGGAGCCCAAGCAAGCCAACGGCGGGGCCUACCAGAAGCCCAGCAAGCAGGAGGAGUUCUACGCCUGACAGGAGCCGCCCCCCCUCCCUCCGCCGCUCGCCUGGCCCCCUCUGCCUCUUUCGUGAAGAACUGCAGGCCGGCGGCCUCCCCGGGCCGCCUCCCCCCCGCCCCCGUGCUCCCAGCCCCUCCGGCCGCCUCCCCCCGGGGUGCUGGGCGGGCGGGGGGCUCUCUCCUCCGCUUCUCCGACUGCCGCCUGGAGCCUGGGGCGAGGGCUUUCCGCCUCUGACCUCUGCACCCCAGCCAGAGCCUGGCACCUCGCUGCCUGACUCAGUUUCUCCAGCCUGGAGCAGCUCUGGAGAGGGGCACACCCCUCCGCUGUGGACCUGGAUGGCCCGCUGGGGGGGGCUGAGGGCUGGCGCUCCCGUAGCACUUACUGGGAGAGACUCACCGUCUUGCAUGGCGGGGAGAGGAGCUCGGGGCUUGGUUUUGGGGGGAGGGCUGGCGUAGACACCAACUUGUUUUUGCACAAUUCUCCUCUAGUUUCUUUGAUCCUAGCCCGGUAGACGUUACUACUUCUGAUGUAAGUUGAGCUGGUUUGGGUACUCCCCCACCUUGCUUCCCUAAUCCACCGUCAGGAUGCAGCAUCAGGGUGUUCAGAAGACUUUUUUUUUUUUUUUUUUUUAAACCAGGAGAACCAAAUCUGGAGGCCGAGUGCGGUCUCUGCGCUUGCCGCUCACGUGUGCAACCGGGUAGGGAUGGCUGGCUUGCCCCGUCGGGGGCUGGCCGGCCUCGGCCGCUGCAGGCCAUCACUUGAAUGGAGCAGCCUGCCCGGGCCCGGGAGCUCGGCCGGGGGAGGAGCCCACGGGAGGAUCGAGUCCCGGAGCCUCUGGCUGGGACCAGGGCGGGCGGUGGGGUCCCAGGUGCCGGUGGGCCAGGAAUCUCCCGAAGACCUGGCUCUUUCUCUGGCACCAUCUCCGGGGACGCUUCCUCGGGAGGGGUGACCAGAGGCACCCCGGGCACACCUGGCCCCCGAGCCCCUCCCCAGGGCUGGGCUCACCUUCCAUGAACUCCGGCGGCCCUGGCCCGGCUGGGAUCCAGAAUGCUCCAAGGAGGGAUAGUCUUUUGCUUUUGGCAAAACUCUUACUUAAUCCCAUGGGUUUUCCCCUGUACAGUGGCUUCUCCCGAUGUAAUAAACUGUAAUGUCAGUGGUCACACAAGCGCUGCGGCCUGCGCCUCUUCUCUGCUGGCCAGCGGAUGUGACACCCUUUUCUCUCACCGCCACGAUGCUCGGAAACUAAGGGCUCUGUGCCUUCGCCCCCCUCCCCCCCCACCCCACCCCAGCCGCCCCAGGGUGGGACUCCGGGGCCAGAGUCGCCCUGGUUUUGUUUGUCUGUCUGUUUGCUAAUAUUCUUCUGGAGGUCGGUCGGUUCAGCCAAGGUCGCGUACGUUCCGACAUACACUUAACGCGUCGCCAAGCUCAAAGCAUCGUCUCCUCAGCCAGCAGAUAAUGGACCUGCAGCGCCCCCACCACAGCCUGCCUGACCCGCGGUCACGGCCACCCAGGCCGGGAGCCACGGCCGGCCGGCCUCGCAGACGCCUGGGACGGCCCCCCUCACACCUCUGUGGGAGCAGAGGCCCCCGCGGGCUUCUGGGAACCCCCUGUACUCGCUUAUUUAAUCUGACGGCCUUCCAGCCGCUCUGUAGGGGUGACUCGGAGAGACGCGCCGCCCCAGGAGGGGCGCCCGUGCCCCAUGUUCGGCCCCGGGACCACCUCCUGCCCCGGGACGUGUGGCUGGACGCGGCUCGGGGGUGGGGAAGGGGUCUGCGACCCAGCUCGCCUCUGCGGGCCCUGGGACAGCGCCGGGCCUGUGGCUGGGCCGGCUCCUGUAACCCGAAUAAACGGUACUUGUCGAUCUGG